Molecule: messenger RNA, 1287 nt
Organism: Salvia hispanica
Lineage: Eukaryota; Viridiplantae; Streptophyta; Magnoliopsida; Lamiales; Lamiaceae
Product: GATA transcription factor 5-like
Biological process (GO): positive regulation of DNA-templated transcription; cell differentiation
Cellular component (GO): nucleus
Molecular function (GO): zinc ion binding; sequence-specific DNA binding
Source: RefSeq, a predicted model, not a curated record
UUACCCUAUUUUUCUCUCUCUUCAAUUCUCUCUCAUUCAAUGCUUUACCGAACUCACCACCACCCUUUUCUCUACACACUCAACCCUUUUCCCCCUUCCUCUUUAUCCCCUGUUCUCCUCUACCCUUCUUCGCCUCGUCUCCAGGAAAUGGAGUGCGCUUUCAUAGACGCCUUUGCACCAGAGAUGCUCAAAACCGCCGCCUUCGCCGACGAAGACUUGUUCGUCGACGAACUCCUCGACUUCUCUAACGAAUUUGAAGAAGUGAAGGAGGAGCAGCAGCAACUGGAAGAACCGGAGGAGAAGGAACAGGACCAGAGCAAGACUGCCUCCUCUGUUUUGGAAGAGAAGCUGACGCCGGCGCCGGCGCCGGAAAAUAGCCCCGUUUCGACCAAUGGCGAUUUUGGGUCUCUCCCGGAGAGUGAAUUGAGCCUUCCAGUGGAGGGGUUGGAGAGCUUGGAAUGGCUGUCUCAUUUUGUGGAGGACUCAUUUUCCGACUACUCACUCACCGGAAAACUGCCGCCGAAGCCGGCGGAGAAAGAGGCCGCCGCCGGCGAACAGCUCUGUUUCAGCACUCCAGUACAAACCAAGGCCCGAACCAAGAGGGCCCGAACUGGGGUUCGCAUUUGGCCCGUUUUGUCGCCUUCAUUCACCGAGUCCUCGACCUCCUCCUCGUCCUCGUCCUCCUCGACGACGUCGUUUUCGCCUCCGAACCACCCGUGGGUGGUCCAGAGCCAGACCGGCGAGUCCUUUUUAGGCAAACUAGCCGUUAAGAAGCAGAGGAAGAAACCGGCCGACGGCGGCGUCGCCGCCGCCGCCCAGCCGAGGAGGUGCAGCCAUUGCGGCGUUACCAAGACGCCGCAGUGGCGGGCCGGCCCGCUCGGGUCGAAGACUCUUUGCAAUGCUUGUGGGGUGAGGUACAAGUCGGGCCGGCUCCUGCCCGAGUACCGGCCCGCUUGCAGCCCGACGUUCUCGGUCGAGAUGCACUCGAACAACCACCGGAAAGUUCUCGAGAUGCGGCGCAAAAAGGAGUCGGAGACCGAGCCCGCGGGCCCAGUUCAGCCGGCUCCCAAUUUUUGAAGAUAGGAAAGGAAAAAAAAAAUCAGUUUUAAGGAUUAAGGUAGGAUUUCAAGACCCGGUUCGGGUUAACUAGUCCCGGUUUGAUUAGUGUAUAUUCUUUUUAUGGACCCAUGGUUUGGUGAGGUAGGUUACAUGGCAAUGUAACUGAUUAGGAGAGACUUUAAAGUUUUAUGUUUUAAUGUAAUUCCAAUCAAGGCCUUAAUUGCGUUA